GGGUCUAAGACGUCGAGACAUCCCCCCGCGGCCUCGCCUCUUACGGCUCCUUGGCCAAUAGGGACCCCCCGUGGAUCAAGUGUCACUAUAACAGAAGGACAUAAUCAGGGUGGUAAUUCUGCAGAACCUUACAGCCAGUCUCGGCCACCAGGGAGCUCAUUUCUUCUUUACGCUUUUCUGAGGUGCAAAGUCCACUGUCAACAUGUCUGACACAGAGGAAGUCGAAGGCGAGGGAGAAGCCCACAGGCCACAGUUCAAGGCACCAAAGAUUCCUGAUGGCGAGAAAGUUGACUUUGAUGACAUUCAGAAGAAACGUCAGAACAAGGAUCUUGUUGAGCUGCAGGGCCUGAUCGAUGCGCACUUUGAGCAUAGAAAGAAGGAGGAGGAGGAGCUCAUCGCCCUCAAAGAAAGAAUUGAGAAGCGCAGGGCUGAGAGGGCCGAGCAGAACAGGAUCCGUAGCGAGAAGGAAAAGGAGCGCGCGGCGAGACGUGAGGAGGAGAGGCUGAAGAGGGAGGAGGCAGAUGCCAAGAAGAAGGCUGAUGAGGAUGCGAAGAAGAAGUCUGCCCUGUCCAGCAUGGGCUCCAACUACAGCAGCCAUCUGCAGAAGGCUGACUCAAAGAGAGGUGGGAAGAAGGAAACUGAGAGAGAGAAGAAGAAGAAGAUCCUGGCAAGCAGACGCAAGGUCCUGAACAUCGACCAUCUGAAUGAAGAAAAACUGAAGGAGAAGGCAAAGGAGCUGCACGAAUGGAUGAAGACGCUGGAGUCUGAGAAGUUUGAUAACAUGGAGAGGCUGAAGAGGCAGAAGUAUGAGGUCACAACCCUGCGUAAGAGAGUGGAAGAGCUGAGUAAAUUCUCUAAGAAGGGUAAAACCGUCCGCAGAAAGUAAACGGUCCCGUUCUGCUGCUUGGAGCCCAGACUGCCACUGUACUACCGGACACAGGCCUAAUGCAGCAAAAACACACACUUACGCUAAAGUCAUUGCUCAGGCAACUAAGUUUUACUGUUUGCUUAUUCACCCAAGACGUGCCUCAGUCUACAGCACGGAGCCAUUAGCUGCUGUUGUAGGUACUAUCCCUCUUACUUUCUCGCCCUGGACUGUUUGGUUCUCAGUAUUUUUGUAAAUAAAGUGUGACUCUUCAA
Messenger RNA from Salmo salar (Atlantic salmon), 1140 nucleotides. The record is from RefSeq and is a predicted model, not a curated record. Lineage: Eukaryota; Metazoa; Chordata; Actinopteri; Salmoniformes; Salmonidae.